AUGACGGAAGCACUUGUCAAUACGUAUACUAAUACGAAUGAUAUUCAAUUAAUCCGUAUGGAAUAUGUAGAUAAAACAGCACAUUUAUCAACACAACCAAAUUCUUUAAAUGAAUUAAUUGAUUUAAUUUAUCAAGCAUUUGCUACAAAUGAUGUUGAUAUUGAUUAUGUUUCUACAAUAAUGAACAAUUAUAAAGGUAAUAUGAAAGAAUGGUUACCAUAUAUGAAAUUUCAACCAAAUAAAUAUACAAGAAAUUUAGUUAAUGGUGGUAAUGGAAAAUUUAACUUAAUGAUUUUAUGUUGGGCUGAAGGUCAAGGUUCAUCAAUACAUGAUCAUACAAAUUCACAUUGUUUUAUGAAAUGUUUACAAGGAAGUUUAAUUGAAACAAAAUAUGCAUGGCCAAAUGAUGAAAAUAAAGAAGAACAAAUGCGUAUUAUAUCUCGAACAGAAUUAAAAGAAGGACAAGUUACUUAUAUAAAUGAUACAAUCGGCUUACACCGUGUUGAAAAUCCAAGUCAUACGGAUACAUGUGCUACAUUACAUCUUUAUGUACCACCAUAUUCUCAGUGUAAUAUAUUUGAUGAACGAACAGGUCGAACAAAUGAAGCACAUGUUACAUUUUAUUCCAAAGGUGGGCAAUUAACAAAAAAUGAAUGA
This is a messenger RNA of Rotaria sordida, 657 nucleotides long. Lineage: Eukaryota; Metazoa; Rotifera; Eurotatoria; Philodinida; Philodinidae. The record is from the annotation of a GenBank genome assembly.